Podarcis muralis (Common wall lizard) is the source of this 3592-nucleotide messenger RNA. RefSeq names its product unc-93B1 regulator of TLR signaling (gene UNC93B1). NCBI's taxonomy places the organism in Eukaryota, Metazoa, Chordata, Lepidosauria, Squamata, Lacertidae. Gene Ontology annotation, cellular component: endosome; lysosome. Gene Ontology annotation, biological process: toll-like receptor signaling pathway; toll-like receptor 9 signaling pathway; toll-like receptor 3 signaling pathway. Gene Ontology annotation, molecular function: Toll-like receptor binding. The record is from RefSeq and is a predicted model, not a curated record.
CCCCAGUGGAGCCGGAAAAGCGCAGCGAACUCUUCACUUUCUGAGAAGCAGUGACGCCUCUGGAGCUGCCAUGGAACCAGGUGGCAAUGUGUACGAAGAGGCUCCCGGCCACGGGCCGCCCCCCGACGGCCAGGGGAUCGACGUUAUAAACGGCCCUAUCCUGAAUGGCCCUGAGGUUCAGCUGGAUGACUUUGUGGGGGCUCACGCCGAGUACGACGAAGAGAAGGAGGAGAGCAAGUACUUCCGCCGCAAGCGCUUUGGUGUGAUCAAGAACCUCUUGGCGGCCAGCCUGGGGGGAAUGCUGACCUACGGAGUCUUUCUAGGCUUGCUGCAGAUGCAGCUCAUCCUGCACUAUGAUGAGACGUACCGAGAGGUGAAAUACAGCAACCUGGAACUACAAAACAUUGACAGCAAGAUGCUGAUGGGCAUCAAUGUCACACCUAUUGUUGCCCUGUUCUACACUCCGAUGCUCAUCAGAUUCUUUGGCACCAAAUGGAUGCUGUUCUUGGCCGUGGGUGUCUACACACUCUUUGUCUCCACCAACUACUGGGAACGCUACUAUACCUUGGUACCAUCGGCCGUGGCCAUCGGGGCUGCCAUUAUACCUCUCUGGGCCUCCAUGGGCAAUUAUGUCACCCGGAUGGCACAGAAGUACUAUGAAUAUGCGAACUACAAGUUGGAACAUGUCCAGGAGCAGCAAAGGGCACCACGUGGGGCCUACAACUCCUACAUUGUUGGCUUCCAGACUGUCUUUUAUGCCAUCUUCUACCUGAGCUUUGUCUGUGCCCAGUUUCCCAUGUUUUUCUUCAUAAAGGGGCACCUCUCUGAUUUGAACCACACUCUCUGCCGCGUACAGCACUGCGGGACCAAGAGCCAUGGGAUUCUCACAGGGUUCAACACCACAGUUCUGCAGAAGCUGCCACGCAGCAAUGAGCUCAUCACGGUGGAGAGUGUGCUCAUGGGAGUGGCCUUCCUCUCAAUGCUCCUGGUGUUGCUUCUGUGUGGCUCAGCCUAUCGCCCCACAGAGGAGAUAGAUUUGCGCAGCAUUGGCUGGGGCAACAUCUUCCAGCUGCCUUUCAAGCACAUGCGGGACUACCGCCUGCGCCACCUCAUUGUCUUCUUCAUCUACAGUGGAUUUGAGGUGGUCUUCUUCUGCACUGGCUUCACCCUGAACUAUGGUGUCUGCUCCAUCGGCCUGGAGCGCAUGGCGUACAUCCUCACAGCUUAUGGGCUCUCCUCUGCUGUCUGCUCCACCCUGGGUCUCUCUAUGCUGUGUCUGCCGCGCCAAGUUCCCCUGCUUGCCGGAGCAUCGGUCCAUGCCAUCCUCUUGAUCGGCCUCUUCUGUUGGGCACCUCAGGCCCGUAGCUUAGGCGAAGAAGCCCUGCUCUAUCUGGUAGCUGCACUCUGGGGUCUUGGCAGUGCCCUCAACAAGACAGGCCUCAGCUCACUCCUGGGGAUACUUUAUGAAGACAAGGAGCGUCAGGACUUUGUCUUCACCAUAUAUCACUGGUGGCAAGCCAUAGCCAUCUUCGUUGUUUAUCUCUGGUCUGGACUGCCCAUGAAGGCCAAGUUAUCCAUCGUGCUCGCUACUCUGGUAGCUGCAGUAAUAUCUUACCUGUGGAUGGAGCGUAAAAUAGCCCAGAUGAUCCCUCAUCGCCUCCCCAAAAUUCCCAAGCCCCGUCACAAGGUGCGAGGCUAUCGCUACAUGGACGAUGAUAACUCUGACGAGACUGGCUCUGAGAAGGAAGAGGAUAAGGAGAGCGACUCCUCUGAGGAUGAGACAGAAGGGGAGGAACCCAGUGGCCUCCGUGAUCGACCUCGCCGAAGGAACAGAUGCUCCUAUGAGCAGGCCUUGGGAGGGGAAGGGGGAGAGAAUGUGGGUUAGUGCCUGCCCUUUUCUCACCUGUCUGGGUUGGGACAUGACUCUCAGGUGCCUUUGGCAUCAGCCUCUCUCCAUCGCUUGAAUCCUCUUUCUGCCAUGUUUCAACUUUGUUGGGACCACAGGCUGUGUUUGAGCCAUUUCCUUACCUCGCUCCUGACACUUCAGCUACAGUUGGAAGAGAAUGAAGCUUCAAAGGCACACUUCCUGACAAAAGUUCUUCACGCCUCCCCUGCCUGAUAUGUGGCGGGAUUCGUAAACUCCAACUUCAGACUGUGGGUGGUACAAUAUAUCCAGGCAUCUCCCCAUGGAAAAGUUUAGGUGGAUUGUGAGAAAUAAGUACAAGGUACGAAAUGUCAACGCUUUAGAUGCGUAAGCCCCUGGAGGUUGGGAGAAGGGGGAUUACGUCGAACUUUUCUUAGUCUUUAGAAACAAAUGGCAGUAAAGUCUUGGUACAUUUUCAUAAGUUCUUUUACUGUGUAGGUUGGCUCCUGAAGGUGUUUCUGUGGCCUAUCACAGUUGGCCCUAUUGCUGGUGGGUAUUCUCUCUCUGAUAAUAUGCAAGUUUAUCCACUAAAGACCUUGCAACAAAAUUGAUCCUGCUCAUUUGACACCCAGUGCUCACAUGAUAAACCAAUAAAGAACUUUGUCUUCAACUGUUGAUAAAAUGUACUCAGCAUAAAAGUUGACUGGCAGCAGCUGUGUGUCAGCUGUCUUACUUAGCAGGAAAUUCCAACUGCACAGUUCCUGAGCACUGUGCAGUGAUUGCUCUUUGGUUGUAAGCCAGGGCCCAAUUUUGCCCAUGAGGUCUAUUUCCCCCAAACUACACUCACCUGCCUUACACCUGAUGUCAGCUGCAAGGCAGGUAAAGAUGCAACAUGAUUAGCUGUAUGACUUGGGUUCUCCAUGAGGAAUUUAUACAGUCACAGUCUGCAGAGGGCAGCUUUUCCAGCUCUGUGUGUAGUGCUUGGGAAGUGCUGAGUGCAGGACAUGGGAAGCACUUUGCACAUCACUGACUGGCUGCCAGGUGCUUGGGAAGUGAUCUGCAAGGAGGCUUUGACAGGUGUCAGUCAUCUGGAGAUUUCAGGUUGCCUUGUGGGUUUGACAACCCUAGUACGGAGAGAAUCUUGGUUAGCCUCAAGCUUAGACUUUGAAUCUGAACUGGGAGGCAGAGGGGAGCUUGGCAGGGACCAUGUUGGCAAAGCCGGAUAAAGGCAACACUGAGCUAGGUAGUCCAGUGGCCUGAAGGGAUGCAAGACAGUGUCCUGUCUUCUUGGUCCAAGGACCCAAGUUUAAUCCUCAGCAUAACACUGACAGCUGAAAGGAAAUCAGGCAAUACUGUAAAUAUUUGGGGCAGGGAAGAAGUAGGGGCACUAUGGAAAGAACAUCCUCCCCAAGGCAAUCUCUUGAGUUGGGGGGGUGUGCAGAGGUGAGGACACAAAUCUUCAUUGCUCAUCGUGCCUCAGACAGUGAGCCACUGUAAGCACCAGGAAUAUUCUUUAUUGUAAAGGAUCCCCCCCUUUCCCUGAUCCUAUUUUUAUAUGCUCCAGUUCCCUCAAAACCUGUUUUUAUCAUUUUUAAUAUGCCUUUAUACUACUGUUUUACUGGUUUUGUAUUUUUGUUUUAGUUGUUUAUAGUUUCUACAUUGUAUAAUUCAACACUGUAUUUUUUUUUAAUGGUGGAACUGUUUCUAAAUGAUUUUAAAUAAAAUACA